Molecule: messenger RNA, 1581 nt
Organism: Penicillium brevicompactum
Lineage: Eukaryota; Fungi; Ascomycota; Eurotiomycetes; Eurotiales; Aspergillaceae
Product: SMI1/KNR4 family protein
Exons: 2
Coding region: 1-1581 (526 amino acids)
Biological process (GO): cell wall biogenesis; regulation of fungal-type cell wall biogenesis
Cellular component (GO): mating projection tip
Source: RefSeq, a predicted model, not a curated record
AUGGCGAACAUGUUUACUUCAACAUGGCGUUCCUUUUGGCAUACCAUGACCUCCAAUGACCGUCAUGCCUCCCAUGACUCUCCCUACCGGACAGGGCAACACGUCCCUCUCAGUCAAAGUCGCCAUGAACCCCUCACAUCUAUCGCUACCAGCGCAAUCGAAUCUCGCCCUGACCUCUCCAACCCCUAUGAUGACGAGCCGACAAAAGGUUCCGCCAAUGCACAAGCCUCUGAAUGGACUGGCUCCCAAGACGACGGUUCCCCAACCCGCCCGUACUCACCUGGGAUGAGGUCGGUCGCAUCUCAGAAGAGAAGGUCAAACGACCAGGGAGAGGGCGCACCCGAGAUCCAAAUGCAGAGUUUCCACGACGGAGCACCCCCACCGCCACCGGUCGCCCACUCCUGGAAGAAAAUCGAGCGUUGGUUAGAACACAAUUAUGAGGAACUCCUCGACCAGCUUGGCGAGGGAUGUACUCAAAACGACAUUAAUGAAUUGGAGCACGAAUUAGACUGCAGUCUCCCUCUGGAGCUGCGGGAAUCUUUGAUGCACCAUGAUGGCCAGGAACGUGGUGGCCUCCCUACCGGUGUCAUCUUCAGCGCCAUGCUUCUGGAUUGUGAGGAGAUUGUGCAGGAAUGGCGCAACUGGAAGACUGUCAACGAAGAAUAUUUCGGAAACUCCAACUACAUGCAACCCCCGGUGUCCAGCUCUGCCGCAAGCUCUUCGACCGCUCCCCCUGCGCCCACUAUGUGGCGCUCGGAAUUGCUCGAGCGCCAGGACUCCCAACCUCCCGGCGCCGUUCAAAAAGCAUACGCACACCCCGCGUGGAUUCCUCUCGCCCGUGACUGGGGUGGUAACCACCUCGCUAUCGACCUGGCACCCGGCCCCGCUGGAAAAUGGGGCCAGGUGAUUAUUUUCGGCCGAGAUUACGACUGCAAGUACGUCGUAGCGCGGUCCUGGGCGGCCUUCCUCGCCACUUUCGCUGAAGACCUGUGCAGCGGCAAGGUCAUUGUCGACGAGGAGACGAACGAGCUGAAGUUGAAGGAAUUCAAGUCUCAGAAUGUCGAACCCCCAUACCUGGAGAUUCUGCGCUGGAGAACGGAUCAGAAGUACGGUCGCCGCGCGCCUCGCCGGAAGGGUCCUGCUAACGGCCUCGGUGUGAAUGCCUCCGGUACCCGGUCGAGCAGUCGGGAGUCGCCUUACGGCAGCCCUACGCGAGCUGAGGAGCGCGGCCGCUCCCCACACCGAUUCUCCAAGGGUGGAAACGCCCAGAGUCCCAAGACGCCGUUUGGUGUGUCUAGCCCCCUGGCCCGUGUGACGGAGGAGACCACCAGUCCCAUCGUCACGGCAGGCCCCGCGAUCUCUGAAGACCCCAAAGAAACCGGAAAGGAGGCUCAGGGUGAAGAUCUCAUGGAGGUCGCUACGCCACAGAUCUCCAACAAGGAGAACGAAGGGUUCCCCAAGAUUGAAAAGAACGAGAAGAAUGAGAAGGAGGAUAAGGACAAGGCAGAGAAGGAGAAGUCCGACGCGGACUCUGUUAUUGAUUCGGAGGUCCUCGGUGAAAUGAAGAACGUGGCUAUUUAA